Messenger RNA from Entrophospora sp. SA101, 834 nucleotides. Lineage: Eukaryota; Fungi; Glomeromycota; Glomeromycetes; Entrophosporales; Entrophosporaceae. The record is from the annotation of a GenBank genome assembly.
AUGCUGAAUCGGAAAAUUAAUCUUACCAUUCUGAUUCUUAUAUGUCAAAAUCAACAAGUCGAAGUUUCUGAUUUGGUUCCUGGAGAUGUCAUUGGUCUCAGACUUGGUGAUAUUAUUCCUGCUGAUGCUCGUUUACUCGGUAUUUCUGUCACUGGUGCUGAAACUGAAGGUCAUCUUUCAAUAGAUCAAUCCGCUUUAACUGGUGAAUCUUUACCUGUUGAAAAAAAGAAGGGCGACACCGUCUAUUCCUCUUCAAUAGUUAAACAAGGUCAAAUGUUGGCUGUCGUAACAAAAACUGGCGCAAAUACUUUUAUUGGCAGAGCUGCUAAUUUGAUUUCAAUUACUGUUGAACAAGGUCAUUUCCAAAAAGUUGUCAACGCCAUUGGAAAUUUCUUAAUUUUGAUCACUGUUGUUUUGGUUUCUAUCAUCCUUGUCUAUCAAUUGGUUAAAUACAGAGGUACCGAUAAAGGUCAUCCACUCGUUGUAUUAGGACAUGUUUUGGUUUUAACUAUUGCUGCUAUUCCUGUCGGUCUUCCUACUGUCUUGUCUGUAACUAUGGCUGUUGGUGCAAAACAAUUGGCUGCCAAAAAAGUCAUUGUUAAACGUCUUACUGCUGUUGAAGAAAUGGCUUCUGUUUCUGUACUUUGUUCUGAUAAAACUGGCACUUUGACUCUCAACGAAUUGACUUUUGACGAACCUUACCUUUGUCCUGGCUACACAAAAGAUGAUAUUUUACUCUGUUCCUAUUUAUCGACUGAACCUGUUACAAACAAUCAUAUCAAAUCUGCCGUUCUUUUUCCCCCUAAUCCAAGUUUCGUUGUAUUAAUGGACUGA